AUGCCAAAAAGCAGUCCAAUACCGCGAUUGCGGGUCAAGACGGGUUGCCAGACCUGUAGGAGGCGCAAAAAGAAGUGCGACGAAGGCCGCCCAAUAUGUCGACGUUGUGCUGUACUCGGCUGGAAUUGCGAAUGGCCAACCUCUGAAGAUUUGGUCGACCGCCGAUGUAUGACCGCCCAGAAGUUGGAAAUCGAUUCUAAGCACAUUGCUACCUCCAAAGAAAUCUUGGAAAAGCAGCAAUACCUGGACGAUACACAACUUUGUUUGACCUCGGCAUCAAUUGCUCAGCGGGCGGCCUCCCAGCAUAUCAAGCCCAUCGUUUCCAAGCAUUUUGCCGACAAGUACUACAAUCUAAUUCUACUACCCAACUGCUCGUCCGAGUUCUACUGGAGUAUGUUUAAUGAACUGGAGCACGUCCUGCCCGGCUGCCGUAGCCUGCAGUAUACUAUCCUGGCAAAUGCGGCCUCCCACAUUCACUCAAUCAUCAAAUCGGCGCGAAUGCAAGAGCUAGCGCUUACCUACUAUUCUCAAGCCUUGCGAAGUAUGCAAGAGCUUCUGGAUACAAAUCCGCGUUUGGAAAAUCACAAUGGAUUGCUACUCUCGGUUAUCCUACUGUACACUCUCGGAUCUACUGGCCAAGAGACUCACAAGGAUACACCACGCCAUAUCAACGCAGCCGUGAAGAUUGUAGCUCUACGCCACUUCAACAUCCCGGCUGCUAUCAGCUCGCCAUUUGAUCGACUUGUUUUGGAAAGUGUGCUGCUCUCGAUGUUUUUGACAAGCAUGGGUCUAUGGUCCGAAGAGUUCAACACCAAUGGUACAUUCGACCUUGCCUUCUGGCUAGCCGCUGAACGCUUGCUGGCACAAGAGAGCAAACCUUUAACUGUAAAAGCGGGCAUCAACGCUCCAGUUCUGGGUGUCCCCGUGGCUUUGUUGAAACUUCUCCUCCUCGUCAGACAGAUAAGACCACAGCGAGAACUCGCCGACCAGGCCAAAUUGAGAGACUUGAAGCUUGAAAUCUCCCAGUGGGAAGCCCAUCUCAUUGGGCAGUCGCUUGAUUCCCGAUUUCCUCCAAAAGGAGAAAUUACAGUUGGACCCCCAAAUACUCGGAUCGUCCAAGACUCUUCCACUCUGUUCAUCAUCGUUGCAUCCAUCCUCAUGGAACAAAUCUUAGUAGGUGACGCCAAUGAUACUUGUCCUUCGACACGUGAUCAAGACUGCUGGAGAAAGCGUUAUGCCAUGUCAAUACUUCGGACGUAUCAGCAUGACGAAACCUGGUCCCGCUUUUUCACUACGACCAUGGCAGUCUACACUCUUGGGUUUUUUGUAAGUCACAGCAGAGAAAUUGAUCUUGUUCGGAAAGAUCUGCAGAGCAGGUGGGAUGUCACGAAUUUCGGCCAUAUCAUACGAUAUCGCCGCGAUUUAGAUGCUGUCUGGGCCAAACGAGGCUUCGUCGAGGUCGAUCAAAACCCCAAUUAG
Exophiala bonariae is the source of this 1479-nucleotide messenger RNA. RefSeq lists its product as uncharacterized. Gene Ontology annotation, biological process: positive regulation of transcription by RNA polymerase II. NCBI's taxonomy places the organism in Eukaryota, Fungi, Ascomycota, Eurotiomycetes, Chaetothyriales, Herpotrichiellaceae. The transcript is spliced from 3 exons. The record is from RefSeq and is a predicted model, not a curated record. Bases 1 to 1479 code for a protein of 492 amino acids. Gene Ontology annotation, molecular function: zinc ion binding; transcription cis-regulatory region binding; DNA-binding transcription factor activity, RNA polymerase II-specific. Gene Ontology annotation, cellular component: nucleus.